AAAGAGUCUGGCUGUUCAAAGCUUCAAGGCAGCUGCUGCAUACCUGAAGUCAAAUGCAUGUCAGACAGAGACUGGAAGAACAAGUGUUGUGGACUUAAGUGUGAUGGAGUUUGCAAUAGGAAACUUCUGCACACUCUUCCUCAUUGUGCUGCUGGCACUGGUCGUGUUGCCUUCAGUAUUUGGAAUAUCACUGGGGAUUGCAGAAAUAUAUCUGAAGAUUGUGACAAAAAUUAUAGAGUGGAUGUCAAAGGAGAUUCAGGAUGAAUUAAAAAAGCAGAAGAUAUUAGCCAAAUGCUAUUCUCCAACUGGUAUCAUACAAAGAGGUGAAAUCACCAUGAAGGCGGCAAUUGCAAGCCAGAGACUAGAGGGCUUUGAGUUUUCUGACCUCUUUUAUUUCUCCAAGAAGGGACUUGAAACCAUUGUUGAAGAUCAAGUCACCCAAAGAUUUACCUCAGAAGAGCCUCUCUUUUGGAACCUUCUCACCAGAACCAGCAUAAACUACCAGUACCUCAAUUGGAAACUGACCUUAGUAUGGUUCUUCGGGGUUCUGUUUCGCUACUGCUUCCUCCUGCCUUUUCGGUGA
Heteronotia binoei (common prickly gecko) is the source of this 583-nucleotide messenger RNA. Its product is annotated as glycerol-3-phosphate acyltransferase 3-like. The record is from RefSeq and is a predicted model, not a curated record. Lineage: Eukaryota; Metazoa; Chordata; Lepidosauria; Squamata; Gekkonidae. The transcript has 3 exons. Bases 104 to 583 code for a protein of 159 amino acids.